This is a messenger RNA of Diaporthe citri, 1710 nucleotides long. RefSeq lists its product as uncharacterized. The record is from RefSeq and is a predicted model, not a curated record. The transcript has 4 exons. The coding region runs from base 1 to 1710 and encodes 569 amino acids. Lineage: Eukaryota; Fungi; Ascomycota; Sordariomycetes; Diaporthales; Diaporthaceae.
AUGUGGGACUAUGGUGACGACAACCGGGGGCCUGAAAUGGCGGCCAUAGCCCUCGUCAUGACAUCCCUGAGCGUCAUUGCGGUUGCGCUGCGGUGCUAUACCAUGAUUGCGAUACUUAAACGCUUCUUGGUGGAGGACUGGCUAGCCGUUCUCACAUGUCUCCUUCAGUGCACCUUCUGCGCCUUUGUGAUCCUUGGUGUAUCCCACGGGCUUGGAGCUCACGUCGAACAUGUCCCAGAGGAUCAACGGCCCAAGGCCCUGAUCUUCAAGUGGGCAGGCCAGAUCGCUUAUAUCGUGGUGUCGACAAUGGUCAAGUUCGUCGUCGGCAUUUUCCUGCUCCGCCUGUGCGUCAACAAUGGAUGGCAGCGCAUUACCAUCUGGGUUCUGCUGGUUCUCGUUGGGCUCUUCAACGCCUUCUACGUCUUCGUGGCGGUAUUUCAGUGUCAGCCUGUACCGUUCUAUUGGUGGCGAUAUGCUGAAGACGCACCCAUCACUGGAACCUGCAACGGCAAGAAAAUGGCGACCAUACCGACGUACAUCGCCGUGCUCUUGGGCAUCGCAGGUGAUCUGAUCCUUGCCCUACUCCCAAUCACUCUCAUCAAGCAUGCGAAGCUGGACAAGAAGACCAAAAUCUCAGUGAUCUGCGUCCUUUCGCUUGGUUCACUGUAUGCCACACCCCCUUCUGGCUUUCUUGACUCCGUUCCACCCGUGGACGUGGUUCACUCAAUCUUCCUCGACUCCGUGUUGUCGGCUUCGGUGGCUACCAUUGCACGUAUUCCAUACGCUCAGCAGCUUCUCUCUAACCCAGAUUACCUGUACAAUUUCAGCGACUUGGCGAUAUGGAGUAUCGUCGAAUGCGGAAUCGCCAUCACAGCUUCGUCACUUGCAACACUGCGCCCGCUCUUCGUCAAAGUGAAGCUACUCGCAACAAAUCAUUUCACCAGCCGCUUCACAUCAUCCAUGAAUGGUGGCAGCGGAGGUCUGCCCAUGUUCACCAAUAAGACAAACAAGACAAACACCUUCGUAUCAUCGUCCCAAGUGCAGAAUCAGGACGAGAACCGGUAUACUACGGUGACAGAAACGACGACAGCGAAGAAGGGAGCCGGCAUACUGGGAAGCGCAUCCGACUCGAGGGACGGUAUCCAGGUCAGAAAGGAGUUCGAGAUGUCCGUCAUCACGCGGUCGUCCAAGGAUAGCAUCGAUCAGCUUGAGAACGAAGUUGACGAGGUGAUCAGCCCGGGCACUGCGAGGGCCAACAGCCACAGCAGGUCAAGCACGUCCACCAAGGCCAACUCCCGCGGGACAUUUGGCGCAGACGGCUUGCCUCCACACUCGCGCUUGACAGAAUCCGGUUAUGGCGAAUAUACACCGGGUAUCAACAGCAACCCAUCAAGCCUUCCCGGAAGCCCUCAGGUCCACUCCGCCAGUCGAUCACUCAGUCACUCACCCAUCGCACCCCUACCAAACUCGAACGCGAACAUGAGAUUCCCCUUCGAGAAGCCCGACCCUAUCCCGGAGGUGAAAAAGUCGAAGCGGAAAACGCGAGUGAGCGCCUUCCUGGCAGACAACUCGUCAGUGUCCAGCGUGGACACCGGGGACCGCAGUGACGACGAGCUCACCAGGCCGCAGUGGGCUGGCACGGAUCGCGAGGCGCCGCCGAGCCCGUUGACGAGCCACCCCCCCUUGUCUCCGAGGGAGAACUGGGUAUGA